This is a messenger RNA of Strongylus vulgaris, 246 nucleotides long. The record is from the annotation of a GenBank genome assembly. Lineage: Eukaryota; Metazoa; Nematoda; Chromadorea; Rhabditida; Strongylidae.
AUGGCGGCCUUGAAAGUGGACAAUGCCGCUAAAGAGAAGGAGCGUCGUUGCCGAGGAACUGAAAGGCCUGCUCGUAGAGCGGGAGCUACAAACAGUGUCGCUGACUCUGCGGUUUCUCUUCAGCGUUCAGCUCCUUUCCCUAUGACUUCACGUCAAGAUAUUGAAGUAGAGGCUGCUUUUCCUCCUGUAACCGUCAACUCUUCUCAAGCGGCUUUUGGUGCUGUUACGUCUACUGGAAAUGUGUGA